Messenger RNA from Drosophila novamexicana, 878 nucleotides. RefSeq names its product transcription factor LBX2-like. The transcript has 3 exons. Lineage: Eukaryota; Metazoa; Arthropoda; Insecta; Diptera; Drosophilidae. The record is from RefSeq and is a predicted model, not a curated record. Gene Ontology annotation, molecular function: DNA-binding transcription factor activity, RNA polymerase II-specific; DNA binding. Gene Ontology annotation, biological process: regulation of DNA-templated transcription. Bases 1 to 552 code for a protein of 183 amino acids.
AUGCCCAGCUUUGACAGUUCGGCAGUUCUUCAGUUCGCCAGUUGUAAUCGUUAUUUAUGGCAUUCUAUUUCAGAUCCCGCCACGCUGAAUAUCUUUGCCACGCGAUCGAAUCCAAAGAAGAAGCGCAAAUCGCGCACCGCAUUUACGAAUCAACAGAUCUUUGAGCUGGAGAAACGAUUUCUCUAUCAGAAAUAUCUGUCGCCAGCGGAUCGUGAUGAGAUUGCCGCCGGUUUGGGUCUCUCCAAUGCGCAGGUGAUCACAUGGUUCCAGAAUCGACGCGCCAAGCUGAAGCGCGACAUGGAGGAGCUGAAGAAGGACGUGCAGAGCGUGAAACAAUUACCCGACCAGUCAGCAGAUCGCACGCGAUGCCGGCCGAGCAGUAGCCACAACCAUCAUCAUCCCCAUCCGCAUCACCAGGCUCCAACCGGCUCCAGUCGGGACAAGGAGGAGCUGCGCAUGCUCAAGAUGAUGACCCUGAUGCGCUACUCGGACGGCAAGCUGCUCUACCCCACGCCCCCGACGGAGGCGGGCAACAACAGCAAUUCGCAUUAACUCCCAGAUUAGCCCAAUUUGUAAACUAAAACACAAACAAAACGCGCGACUUCUAAUUUGCCAAAAAAAAAAAAGAAGAAGAAAAAAGAAAAAGCAAAGCAAAUGCAAGCAAUUUCUUUGAAUCAUUUUCCUAAUUGUAGAGUAUUAAAUUUCGUAUUAGCUGCUUGUGAUUCGUGUCUAAAUAGCUGUAAUAGUUGUGCACGUCCGUGACUCAAGAGUGUCUACUGUGCUAGCCGAAUGUAGAGUAUGUGGAGUAUGUGGAAUAUGUGGCGUAUGUGGAGUAUGUGCCGUAUGUCACGGUUCAUAAUUUAAGUUUUUGCAAUCUA